AAGAAUUUUCAGUGAAAAUUUGCAUGAAAUUUCCCCAACCAUCAUCGGUGGUCAACUGCACGUGAUUGAGUUGUUGUGCUUUGUGUGCAUGCAUAAUCCUUGUGGACUGCUGUCUCCAACCCACCCAUCACCACUUACCCAUCCGAACCACACCAACCGAGUUCAAACACAACCAUGGACAACAUGGACACGCUCAAGGCCGAAAUCGACGAGCAGGCCAAGGUCCUGAAGGAGCUGGACGAGAAGCGCCAGGCCGCGCUGCAGAAGCUGCAGGCGCUUGAGCAGAAGUACCAGGACGCCACGGGCGAACCCGCCCCGUCCAAGGCCGCCCGCGACACCACCGACAAGGACAAGGGUGGCAAGAAGGGCAAGAAGGGCAAGGACAAGAAGGCCGCAGCUGCCGGCGCUGCCGGCAAGGAUCAGCCCAAGAAGGAUGCCCAAGGCAAGGGCAAGAAGGGCAAGGCCGCAGGCAAGGGCAAGAAGGGCAGCGAGUCCGAAGGCACCGGCAAGGAGAUGUUCAGCUUCCCUGGCGAGGAGGAGAACAUCCUCAAGUUUUGGAACGAGAAGGACGCCUUCCAGCUCUCCAUGAAGUUUUCCGCGUCAAAACCAAACGUGGAGAAGUUUGUGUUCUUCGACGGCCCGCCCUUCGCCACGGGUCUUCCCCACUACGGCCACUUGCUCGCUGGCACCAUCAAGGAUGUCGUGACGCGCUAUGCGCACAUGCGCGGGUACCACGUGCCGCGCCGCUUUGGCUGGGACUGCCACGGCCUCCCCGUCGAGUACGAGAUUGACAAGGAAUACGGGAUCAAAGGCCCUGACGACGUCAUGAAGAUGGGCAUUGCCACCUACAACGACGCCUGCCGUGCCAUUGUCAUGCGCUACUCCGAGGAGUGGCGCCGCACCGUGAGCCGCCUCGGUCGCUGGAUUGACUUUGACAACGACUACAAGACCAUGUACCCUUGGUUCAUGGAGAGCGUCUGGUACGUGUUCAAGCAGAUCUUUGACAAGAACCUCGUGUACCGCGGAUACAAGGUCAUGCCGUUCUCGACUGCGCUCUCAACGCCCCUCUCCAACUUCGAGGCCAGCCAGGACAUGCGCGACGUCGACGACCCAGCAGUGACGAUUGCGUUCAAGCAGGUUGACGGCGAUGCAUCGUUCCUUGCGUGGACGACCACCCCGUGGACCCUCCCAAGCAACCUCGCCCUCUGCGUGCACCCAGAGUUUGAAUACGUCAAGUUUCGCGACGAGAAGCGUGGGGAGAACUUCAUUGCGCUCAAGGGCCGGCUGUUUGGUCCGGGCGGCCUGUACACGGAGGAGCAGAAGGAGGACGUGACCAUCCUCGAGUCGUACAAGGGCGCAGACCUCAAGGACAUGCGCUAUGAGCCGCUCUUCCCCUACUUUGCCGACCGCAAGGACAAGGCGUUCCGCGUGCUUGUUGACACGUACGUCACCGACGACUCGGGCACUGGCAUUGUCCACAACGCCCCGGGCCAUGGCGAGGAUGAUUUCCGCGUGUGCACGGCUGCGGGUGUGGUGACGACGGAGGACCUGGUGUGCCCCGUUGACCACACGGGCAAGUACACCAAGGACGUCCCCGAGAUGGAGGGCAUGUACGUCAAGGACGCAGACAAGGUCAUCAUCAAGCGCAUGAAGGAGGAGGGCAAGCUGUUUGCCAGCGCCCGCAUUCGCCACGCCUACCCCCACUGCUGGAGGUCGGGCACGCCGCUGCUGUACCUGACGCUGCCGUCGUGGUUCAUCCGCGUCACAGAGCUCAACGAGAAGCUCCUCAAGAACAACAAGUCCACAUACUGGGUGCCGAACAACAUCCGCGACGGCCGCUUCCACAAGUGGCUGGAGAACGCCCGCGACUGGGCCAUCAGCCGCAACCGGUACUGGGGCACGCCGCUGCCGCUGUGGGUGAGCGACGAUGGCGAGGAAGUGGUGUGUGUCGGCUCCAUUGAGGAGCUGCAGGAGCUCUCUGGCCGCGACGACAUCACCGACCUCCACCGCCAGUAUGUGGACGAGGUGACCAUCCCCUCCAAGCAGGGCAAGGGCGUGCUGCGCCGCGUGUCCGAGGUGUUUGACUGCUGGUUUGAGAGCGGCAGCAUGCCAUACGCCCAGCAGCACUACCCCUUUGAGCACAAGGAGGACUUUGAGCAGAACUUCCCUGCCGACUUUAUCGCCGAGGGCAUCGACCAGACCCGUGGCUGGUUCUACACGCUGCUUGUGAUUGGCACGUGCCUGUUUGACAAGGCGCCGUGGAAGAACCUGAUUGUGAACGGGCUUGUGCUUGCCUCUGACGGCCGUAAGAUGAGCAAGCGCCUGAAGAACUACCCGGAUCCAAACCUCGUUCUCCACGAGGACGGCGCAGACGCCCUCCGUCUGUAUCUCAUCACAUCGCCAGCCGUGCGUGCUGAGAACCUCCGCUUCGAGCGCAAGGGCGUGCAGGGUCUGAUCAGGGAGGUGUUCCUGCCGUGGCUCAACGCAUUCCGCUUCUUUGAGCAGCAGGCCGACCGCCUCAAGGCGAGCAGCGGGCAGCCGUUCCUGUUUGACGACACGGCCAAGUGCAACACGGACAACCCGACAGACCGCUGGAUCCUCGCGUUUGUGCAGGAGCUCCUCGAGUUUAUCCACGCAGAGAUGCAGGCAUACCGCCUGUACACGGUUGUUCCCCGCCUGCUCAAGUUUGUGGACAACCUGACCAACUGGUAUGUCCGGCUCAACCGCAAGCGCCUCAAGGGUGCUGAGGGCGACGAGGACGCCGCCAUUGCGCUGUGGGCGCUCGGCGAAGUGCUCAUGACCAUGGCCAAGUUCAUGGCUCCGUUCACCCCAUUCUUCGCAGAGUGGAUGUACCAGCACAUGAAGCCGUACAUCAAGGUGUCGCCUGAGGCUGAGGCGCAGCUGCGAACGAUUGAUGGCGUGCGAGAGGAUGAGUCUGUGCACUUCAACCUGGUGCCGGAUCCAAAGCCCUUUUAUGAGGACCACAGCGUCGUGCGCGCCUUUGAAGUCCUCAAGCGCACCAUCGACGGUGGCCGUGUUCUUCGCGAGCGCAACAAGAUGCCUGUCAAGUACCCUGCCAUGGAGCUGGUCGUCGUCUCCACCACGGAGAACGUGCUUGAGGAUCUGCAGUCGCUGCAGACGUAUGUGACGAGCGAGCUGAACAUCCGCAAGCUGACGCUGUCCAGCGACGAGUCUGCGUACAAGGUCAAGCUCAAGGCGCAGCCUGACUUCAAGACGCUCGGCUCCCGCCUGAAGAGUGACAUCAAGAAGGUCGCUGCUGCCGUCCGCCAGCUCACCCACGACCAGCUUACCGAGUACCAGAGCACCCAAACGAUUGAGCUGUGCGGCCACACGCUGACGGGCACGGAUCUUGUGCUGUCGUACGAGUAUGCGGGCGACGACAACAAGUACGCCGCCCAGGCCGACGGCGACAUCCUCGUCCUCCUCGAUGUGCUUGAGUACCCCGAGCUUGUUGACGAGGGCAUUGCGCGUGAGGUUGUGAGCCGCGUGCAGAAGAUGCGGCAGGCAGCGGGCCUCAGCCCCACCGACCCAAUCACCGUCACCCACAAGCUCCAGGGCGGCAAGAAGACGGACGAUCUGGAACGCGUCCUUGGUUCCCACCAGUCGUACAUCGCCGAGGCCCUCUCCUGCACCUUCCAGCCAGCUUCGGAUGAAGCUGAUGCAUCGGCCGUCAUUGCCACCGAAGCCCUCAAGAUCAAGGGUGCCUCUCUGCAGGUCACCAUCUUCAAGGCGUAAGAGAGAGCGCGCCUCCUGCACAUCUCCCAACAGCGGUAAUCUUCUGUUUGGCUUGCUUGCUUCUCCCAACCUUGCUCGUUGCCCCACAGCCGUGUUUUUGUGUAAGUCUUCUAGUAAAUUUCCGAAA
Messenger RNA from Salpingoeca rosetta, 3883 nucleotides. RefSeq names its product isoleucyl-tRNA synthetase. NCBI's taxonomy places the organism in Eukaryota, Choanoflagellata, Craspedida, Salpingoecidae. Gene Ontology annotation, molecular function: aminoacyl-tRNA deacylase activity; tRNA binding; ATP binding. The coding region runs from base 175 to 3756 and encodes 1193 amino acids. The transcript has 30 exons. Gene Ontology annotation, biological process: isoleucyl-tRNA aminoacylation. The record is from RefSeq and is a predicted model, not a curated record.